AUGCAGCUCAAACCGAUGGAGAUUAACCCGGAGAUGCUGAACAAGGUGUUGGCCCGGCUGGGGGUCGCCAGCCAGUGGCGCUUGGAGGACGUGCUGGGCCUGGAGGAGAAGUCUCUGGGCUCGGUGCCGGCGCCUGCCUGCGCGCUGCUGCGCCUCUUUCCUCUCACGGCCCAGCAUGAGAACUUCAGGAAAAAACAGAUUGAAGUGCUGAAGGGACAAGAAGUAAGUCCUAAGGUGUACUUCAUGAAGCAGACCAUUGGCAACUCCGGUGGAACCAUCGGACUCAUUCACGCAGUGGCCAACAAUCAGGACAAACUGGAGUUCGAGGAUGGGUCAGUUCCGAAACAGUUUCUUUCUGAAACAGAGAAGUUGUACCCUGAAGACAGAGCAAAAUGCUUUGAAAAGAAUGAGGCCCUCCAGGGAGCCCAUGAUGCCGUGGCACAGGAAGGCCAAUGUCGGGUAGAUGACAAAGUGAACUUUCAUUUUAUUCUGUUUAACAACGGGGAUGGCCACGUUGUUCAAGUCUAUGAACUUGAUGGACGGAGGCCUUUUCCGGUGAACCGUGGCACCAGUUCAGAGGACUCACUGCUGCAGGACGCCGCCAAGGUCUGCAGAAAAGUCACUGAGCGCGAGCAAGGGGAGAUCCGCUUCUCCGCCGUGGCCCUCUGCAAGGCAGCCUAAUGCCUCGUGGCAGGGGCAUUUCGCUUUCUCCCCCUUCCCUUCAUCGUGAAAGUAUAU
Messenger RNA from Eubalaena glacialis (North Atlantic right whale), 738 nucleotides. RefSeq names its product ubiquitin C-terminal hydrolase L1 (gene UCHL1). The record is from RefSeq and is a predicted model, not a curated record. Gene Ontology annotation, cellular component: cytoplasm. Gene Ontology annotation, biological process: protein deubiquitination; ubiquitin-dependent protein catabolic process. Lineage: Eukaryota; Metazoa; Chordata; Mammalia; Artiodactyla; Balaenidae. Gene Ontology annotation, molecular function: cysteine-type deubiquitinase activity.